CUGCAUUUGUACUCGUUGUUUUAGAAUAGUUAUCUCUUCCUGAUUUCUUGAUAUUCCUUAAACGGUUUAGCCAUUUUAUAUCUUUGCUUAAAAUCCCUUAUCCCAUCAGCUGAAUCAUUAUCGUAACCGAAUCAUGAUCACGAUGAGAUUUCCAUCUUUUGCGGCAUCUUGUUCAGCCUGUGACUCAUCAUCCUUUCACUUAUUAAUAAGAGCUUUGUUGCAAGUUACCUUUUCACUUCAAAUCCCUUCCCCGAAGCCCUUUUUCAAGAGCAGCUGGGGAAAGAGCUAAAUAACUUGUUACUCUUCUUUCUACUUCACUCACCUUCUCUUCUCCCUCUUAUCUUUUUAUUUAUUUAUUAUUAUUCACGUUUGUGCAUUCUCUUUUGAUUAAAGAGCACUGAGCCUGUCACCUUUAAAGCAAUUAAAAUUUUGUUGAAAGCUUAGUUAGCAGAAUGCGGUCUGGAAAGCAUUCAAUGUUCCUCUUACUCUCUUUCAUUCUCUUUUCUGUGCUCCAUGCACCUGCUUUUGCAAUCAAAAAGUCUUACAUAGUGUACAUGGGAUCGCAUGAGCAUGGUGAAGGAGUCACAGAUGCUGAUUUUGAUCUAGUUACACAAAUUCAUCAUGAGUUCGUUAAAUCCUAUGUGGGAAGUUCUGAGAAAGCGAAAGAAGCAAUAAUAUACUCUUACACUAGGCACAUCAAUGGCUUUGCUGCCAUGCUGGAAGAGAAAGAAGCUGCUGAUAUUGCAAAACAUCCAGACGUUGUGUCAGUUUUCUUAAACAAAGGAAGAAAACUACACACUACUCAUUCGUGGGAAUUCAUGGACCUGGAAGGGAAUGAUGGGGUAAUUCCCUCUGAUUCACUGUUUAGAAAGGCCAAAUAUGGUGAAGAUACUAUUAUUGCAAAUUUUGACACUGGUGUAUGGCCAGAAUCUCCGAGCUUUAGAGAUGAGGGGAUGGGACCUAUACCAUCAAGGUGGAAAGGAACUUGUCAACAUGAUCACACCGGCUUCCGUUGUAACAGGAAGCUGAUAGGAGCAAGGUACUUCAACAAAGGUUAUAUGGCCCAUGCUGGAGCUGAUGCAAAAUUUAACCGUACACUGAACACAGCACGAGACUAUGAGGGUCAUGGAUCUCACACACUAUCAACAAUAGGAGGAACCUUUGUUCCUGGGGCAAAUGUAUUCGGCUUGGGAAAUGGAACUGCCGAAGGUGGUUCUCCUAGGGCCCGUGUUGCUACUUACAAGGUGUGCUGGCCACCAAUUGAUGGCAAUGAGUGCUUUGAUGCUGAUAUCAUGGCAGCCUUUGACAUGGCCAUACAUGAUGGUGUUGAUGUUCUUUCCCUCUCUCUUGGAGGGAAUGCUACGGAUUACUUUGAUGAUGGCCUUUCGAUCGGGGCCUUUCAUGCUAACAUGAAAGGCAUCCCUGUCAUAUGCUCUGCAGGGAAUUACGGACCAACACCUGCAACUGUUUUUAAUGUUGCACCUUGGAUACUAACAGUUGGUGCAAGCACCUUGGACAGACAGUUUGAUAGCGUUGUUGAACUCCACAAUGGACAGCGCUUCAUGGGAGCAAGCCUUUCUAAAGCUAUGCCGGAAGACAAGCUUUACCCACUCAUCAAUGCUGCAGAUGCAAAAGCGGCUAAUAAACCAGUUGAAAACGCUACUCUCUGUAUGCGAGGAACAAUUGACCCUGAGAAGGCGAGGGGCAAAAUAUUAGUUUGCCUUAGAGGUGUCACUGCAAGAGUGGAAAAGAGCCUGGUUGCUUUGGAGGCCGGUGCAGCAGGGAUGAUUCUUUGUAAUGAUGAGCUUAGUGGCAAUGAGCUUAUUGCUGAUCCUCAUCUCCUGCCUGCAUCACAAAUUAAUUAUAAAGAUGGUCUUGCUGUCUAUGCCUUCAUGAAUUCAACCAAGAAUCCGUUAGGAUAUAUUUAUCCACCCAAGACCAAGUUGCAGAUAAAGCCUGCUCCAGCCAUGGCAGCUUUCUCUUCUAGAGGGCCCAACACAGUCACACCGGAGAUCCUCAAGCCUGAUGUCAUUGCUCCUGGUGUGAACAUUAUUGCUGCCUACUCAGAAGGGGUUAGCCCAACAAAUCUGGGAUUUGAUAAGCGCAGGGUUCCUUUUAUCACCAUGUCUGGAACAUCCAUGUCUUGUCCUCAUGUGGCUGGAGUUGUUGGCCUUCUCAAGACUCUCCACCCUGACUGGAGUCCAGCAGUUAUUAAAUCUGCGUUAAUGACAACUGCUAGGACAAGGGACAACACUGGCAAGCCAAUGCUUGAUGGGGGGAAUGAUGCUAAGGCAACGCCAUUUGCCUAUGGAUCUGGUCACAUCAGACCAAACCGUGCCAUGGAUCCCGGGUUGGUGUAUGACUUAACCAACAAUGAUUACCUAAACUUUCUUUGUUUCUCUAUCUAUAAUCAGAGUCAAAUAGAGAUGUUCAAUGGUGCUCGUUAUCGUUGUCCCGAUAUAAUAAACAUUCUGGAUUUCAACUACCCUACAAUAACAAUACCAAAACUCUACGGCUCAGUUAGUGUGACACGGAGGGUGAAAAAUGUUGGGCCACCAGGCACUUAUACUGCAAGACUCAAAGUACCAGCACGUCUUUCCAUAUCUGUGGAGCCUAAUGUGUUGAAAUUUGACAACAUUGGUGAAGAGAAGAGCUUUAAGUUGACAGUGGAAGUUACAAGACCAGGUGAGACUACUGCAUUUGGAGGUAUAACUUGGUCAGAUGGCAAACGUCAAGUGAGGAGUCCAAUUGUAGUUGGGGGGGUUAGAGGGUAGAUCAUUAUCAAGUGAUAACACAUAAUUAAUUAGGAUGACGUCUUUUUUUUUUUUUCUUUUUCUGGUUUGUAUUAUUGGGAGAUUGGGAAAAGGGAAAUGCAUAACUUAAAAUGGUUGGUUUUGUCAUUUUCUAUUGAUUAGUUACUCUCACUUGGAAGAACCACAAUCUGUCAAUUUGAGAACAAAAUAAAUAAAAUUUUAUAUUAAAUAAAUUUUCAUUAA
Messenger RNA from Glycine soja, 2996 nucleotides. Its product is annotated as subtilisin-like protease SBT5.4. Gene Ontology annotation, biological process: proteolysis. Gene Ontology annotation, molecular function: serine-type endopeptidase activity. The record is from RefSeq and is a predicted model, not a curated record. NCBI's taxonomy places the organism in Eukaryota, Viridiplantae, Streptophyta, Magnoliopsida, Fabales, Fabaceae. The transcript has 11 exons. Bases 453 to 2774 code for a protein of 773 amino acids.